Messenger RNA from Argiope bruennichi, 5025 nucleotides. RefSeq names its product spastin-like (gene spas). Lineage: Eukaryota; Metazoa; Arthropoda; Arachnida; Araneae; Araneidae. Gene Ontology annotation, cellular component: microtubule cytoskeleton. The transcript has 16 exons. The record is from RefSeq and is a predicted model, not a curated record. Gene Ontology annotation, molecular function: microtubule severing ATPase activity; ATP binding; ATP hydrolysis activity. The coding region runs from base 64 to 1890 and encodes 608 amino acids.
UAGCAAAUGUGCUCUGGCUGCAGCAUUUAAAUGCGUUGAAAUGAAAACAGUAAUGGCAGCCGAAUGAAUCGUGAUACUUCUGUUUGUAAAUUUAAUCCUUCAGAACAGUCUUCCAAUGAAAAAGAAACGACGAAAAAUAAAUAUUAUGUAAAGAAAACAUUUCAUAUAUUAUUUUUUCCUCUUACUUUUUUACUUAAUUCUUUUACAUUCUUGUUUUCUGAGCUUUUUAAAUUUGUCCGUGGCUUGUGUACAUCAGUGCAACAAUCUGUUAACACUUCUAAAACUAACCUCAAUAUAGCAGAAAAUGUUCAUGGUUUUUUGGUAACUGACAAAGAAAUGAAUCCAGAAAAUCCUUUUGCUUUACAACGUUACCAUCACCGCAGAGCCUUUGAUUUUAUUUCAAAAGCACUUAAAAUAGACGAAGAAAAUGAUGGUCCUAAAGAUUUGGCUAUUGAAUACUAUCGUAAAGGUAUUGAUGAGCUAAAAAGAGGAAUUGCUGUCAAUUGUAAUCAAGGAACUGGUCCAACAUGGGAAAGAUCUCGGCGUUUGCAAGAUAAGAUGAGGACAAAUUUAAAUAUGGCUAAAGACAGACUUGAAUAUUUAGAAAAUUCUAAUUCUACAAAUCUUGAAGUCUUGGAGGGAAAUCCGUCCAGGCGUCGCACUUGGCAACAACCAGAGCCUCUUAAGUUCAACAAUUGUUUAGUUGAAGACACAGCUGUUGAUAAAACACCUAGUCCUACAUCACCUGGCAUUAAUGAUGGCGGAAAGAAACUUGUACGUAAAUUUCCUUCUCAAAACAAAAACUUAACAUUGCCUAAAAACUUUCCAUCUUCUCCUCGUCGGACACCUGUGGUUCAACCAAAGAAGAAACCACUCUCACCUCCUACCAUUCGACGACAGAUCCCACAAUCUACUAAUAGGAAAGAUGCACCAUCCAAAACUGUUCCCGUCCAAACUCGAUUACAGAAGUUGAACAAGAUUUUGAGCUUGAAAGGUGUGGAUCCAAAAUUAGCCCAAGUGAUAAUGGAUGAAAUUGUUGAUGGUGGUCCAACAGUGACAUUUGAUGAUAUUGCCGGCCAAGAGGUAGCUAAGCAAGCAUUACGUGAAAUGGUUAUCCUACCUACAGUUAGACCUGAGCUUUUUACUGGCCUCAGGACACCUCCAAAAGGUCUAUUGUUAUUUGGUCCUCCAGGAAAUGGGAAAACAAUGUUGGCAAAAGCAGUAGCCUGUGAAUCUAAUUCUACUUUCUUGAAUAUUAGUGCAUCAUCUCUAACUUCAAAAUAUGUUGGUGAAGGUGAAAAACUUGUACGUGCCUUGUUUGCUGUUGCGAGGGAGCUUCAACCAGCUAUUAUAUUUAUAGAUGAGGUGGAUUCAUUACUAAACGAAAGAAAAGAGAAUGAGCAUGAGGCUAGUCGGAGAUUAAAGACAGAAUUUCUGGUGGAGUUUGAUGGAUUGCGAUCUGAUGGUGAUGACCGAAUGUUAGUUAUGGGUGCCACAAAUAGACCACAGGAAUUAGAUGAUGCAGCUCUAAGGAGAUUCACAAAGCGUGUUUAUGUAACAUUACCAAACAAGGAAACUCGAAUAAAGCUACUUGAAAAGUUGUUGGCGAAACAAGAAAAUUCUUUAUCAAAAUCUGAUUUAAAGAAUCUAGCAAAGUUAACAGAAGGGUAUUCUGGAAGUGAUUUAACAGCAUUAGCAAAAGACGCAGCACUGGGACCAAUUAGAGAAUUGAAUCCAGAAGAAGUGAAAUCAGUUGACCCUCGAAAGAUGCGAACUGUUUCAAUGGCUGAUUUCACUGAAUCUUUAAAAAGGAUCCGAAGAAGUGUUGCCACACAAUCUUUAGCAUUCUACACACAGUGGAAUUCUGAAUUUGGUGAUGUUACAAUUUGACAAGGAUUUAGAUAUAGGCUUCUUCAAUUGAAUUACUAUCUGAAGAAAGAAAGGGCUUAUAUUUGCAAGCUAACUCGAAAUAUUUUUAACUCUAAACUGUUUUGUUGAUAAUUACUAAAAUAUUUCUCCCAGAUUUAAGUAUUUUGGGAUUUUAGAAAAUGUCUUCACAAAGCUUGAUUAGAUGUGACUAACAGGCUUGAUUUUUUUAAGCCAAUAGGUUGUAUAUAGAACUGAUUCCUAUAUUUUUAGUGCAUAAAUUUCAGUACUAGAAUAUUAUUGCUUGCCAUUAUGAAUUCAUAGUUUUUUUAAUGUAUAUGAUCCUUGUUAAAAAAUAUUAUAGGUUCAAGGCUUAUUAUUUUUUGAAGAUGAAAUAUGUGUAUACAGAUAUACAUAUAUCAUACCUUGUAUAUUGAGUGAUAUUGUUUUUAGUCGAGUGUGUAAGUCUUUUUGGUGUGUUUUUUUAUGACAAAUCAAAUUUUCUGUUGAAAAUAUUGAGGAAUGUAGUAUUAAAUAAAUUCUAUUAUAUGUUUUUAUUAUUUUGUAUUAUAUAAGACAUUCAUGUUAAAAUUUUUAGCUAAAGUAGUAUAUUUUAGAACUCUUAAUUUGAAAUAUAUUGCUGUAAAUGCAAACAGUUGCUCAAUAGUUAUAAAUUCCAUGUCUGUCAAAACUAAUUUUUAAGAUGUUAAUUGUAAUGGGGUCUUUUGAAAAGUCCUUUAACAAAUAAUUUAAUCUAAAUAUAUCUUGUGUGUCUUUAAAUGGAAUCUAAUAAUAGAAUAUGGUCUGAAAACUUGCGAGAAAGAUAAAAUUACUAGCCUUGAUAUAUCUGUAUGUGAUAUUAAAUAAAAAUUUAAUUACAGUUUAUGUACCUUCUUUUUUUUUUUUAAAUGUCUUAUUUAUAAGAAAAACAUAUUUUCCUAAAUACAUGAACAGUAAAAAAAUUUACAGUUGAUUUCUUUAUGAUUAAAUAUUGACUAUUCUACGGUAAUUUCACAUAUUAUAGAACAAAAAAAAAGUAUUUACAUAUGCUAUAAGAUUUAAAUCUUUACUUGGAUAUUAUUUGUAAUAAAAGAGUUAUAAAAAAUAAACAAUUUAAAAAAAAAAUUGCAUUCAUUAUUAUUUUUUAAGUGUUUUAGUUGAUAUAAUUAGUUCAUUAUGCAUGCUUAUUUAAAAAUUUCAAAGUAAUAUAUAAAGUAGCAUAAAUCAAAUUAAAAUGUCUUUAAACUUUAUUUUGUACUUGAAAUUAUUACAAAUAAUAGUAUAAUCAUGGAAAAAAAAAUAUAGCCUACGAUGAGCAUUAUUUGUUAAAGUACUUAUAAAAGGUACACAGUAUCGUUUUGUCACAAGAAAAUUAAGCAUUAAUGUCUUGAUACCUUUAAACUUUCCGUCCGAUAGACUCAAGCUCAAUAUUGAACCUCACAGUCUGCGUUGUUAUUCUUUAAAAUUAUUUAAUUAAUUUUAUUUGUAUUUUUUUCUCUGCCUUACCUGUUUAAAAAUUUUGAAAUCUUAUUUACUUCAAAUAUAGCAUUAUAAAAAUUAAAGGUGCAUAGAUCCUAUAAAAUUAAUUCUUACGUUUUGUGGUGGCAUAAUAGUACAUCUUCAAAAUAAUCUUUUAUUUUAGUAUUCUUGGAUAAUUUAUGAUAUUUGUUCCUACUAAAAUAUUUUUUUCUUUUUAUAAAUGUCUCUUUUUAAAAUAUGCUUGUCCUUGGACUAUUAUAUUUUUGUAUUUGAUAUUAUCACGCACUUGUUUUUGGUAUUCUUUUUUAUUAAUUAUUAUUCUAAAUAAUAAUUAAUGAAGUGUGUCGAAUUUUACUUUUAAUCUAGAUAAUGGCAUAUUUUGUUGUUAGUAAAUGAAGUAUUUCUUUAUAUAUCAACAAUAAAUAAUAUUUUUUACAUUAUGGUAUUCCAAAAUUUGCAAUAAUAAUGUUAUAUUUUAAUUGAGAAAAAAAUAUGAUGGAAAAUUGUAAAUCCAAUUUUAUUUCAAAAUGUUAUAAAAUUUUAAAAACAACAACAGAUAAAUUAAUUGAAAUAGCUAUAGAAAAUAUAUUAUAAUUGGUACAUGUAUUCUUAUAUUUAAGCAUUAUUUCUCUGUUAUACUCUUUUUAUCUAAUUAUAUAGAUAAGAUUGAUAAUGCUAAAAUAUUUCUAAAUGAAUUUAUUCAAACUUUUGAAUUAAAUUUCAGUUGUGUAUAAUUUUUAACACUCACACAUAUUUUUUAAAUAUUUUAUAUAAGAUAUUAUAAAAAGUGGAAUUGUAAUCUAAUUAAAAUAUUUUCAUAAAGAUGCUAAAUUUUUUAAUUAAAAAACAGAAUUCAUGAUAAAUAAUUUGAUUGUGACAUCAUUUAUAUAUUCCUUCUUUUCAAUGCAAACAGGAACAAGAUUAUUAAUUUUUUUAAAUAUAAAGAAGUGCUCUGUUAACUAAAGUAAAGGAUGCAUUGUAAUUUUUUUAAAAAAAUCUAUCUAAAAUAGAGUCAGUAAUUUUCAUAUUCCUUAGAUUAAAGUUUUAUUUUGGUUGUGUUUGGUUUCUCUUCAUGUUAUGUAUGAUUCAAUUUUGUUCCAAACUAAUUUUUCCUAGUAUGAUUUGCAGAUGAAUGUUUGCCUCGAGUGUUUUUUUUCCCAACAUUGAACAAUUGUUUCAUCUCAUAAGGACUUUUUUUGUGAUAAAGUACCUGAAUAUUUUUCUUGUAUUGAAGCACAAUAAAUUCAUUCAGUAUGUUACUCUUUUUUUUAAAGCUCAUGUACAUUGACUGUAACAAUAUAUAACUAUAUUAUAAUAAUAUUAUUGUACUCCUCUAUGUCCUUGCUUUUGUAAUAAAAUUUAGAUUUAAAAAAUGUGUAGAUUUUAUGUUUUAGUGUAUAAAAAUUUUCUUGGGUUUGCAUCUGUUCUUUUUUUUUCCCCCACUGUCUUUUUUUCCUCUAUUUUUUUAUGUAUUUUGUUAUUUAUUCGCGAAAUUCAUAUUUGCUGUGUAUCUAAUGUUAAAUGUGUAUGUACAAGUCACUUGUAUUUUCUUAUGUCAGAGUAUUUUUUUCUAUGCGAUUUGUUUUAUGCUUGCAAAAUAUGUAAUGCGUGUGCUGCAAAUUGGAUGUUAUAAUGCUAAAUAACUCUGUGAUACUCUAAAUAAAGUUUUUAUUCAUUUUG